GGGGCAUUGUUCUGUAUUCCCGUGCCAAGAGAAGUAGGUGAACUGGGGAAAGUGAGCGGAGCUGGUGCCCCUUUCAGGAAGUUUGCUCUCUCGCUCUCUCGCUUUGCGUUUGCACUGGGAGGCAGAUCGCUGCCUGGCGCUGGCCCUGGAGUCCCCGCUCCUGCUUAAUAUUCUGCCUGCUCCGUUGAUGUUGUGCUUGGCUCCUGUGGGACUGCAACUCACGGCUUGAAACCGGAGCCAAUUUUCUGUCUUCAUCUCACAGUGUUUUGACUGGAGGCAGAUCCAGUUCAGUCCGAUCGGGGCUAGUGGAAACAACUACCUAAGUCUCUCUGUGUCUUUCGCUUGGGAGCCGGGGAACAGAAAACAAACCCACCACACACACCCCCGCGCGCGAUGUGGCUGCCGAGACAGGGCUGCUGAGCAGGAGAGCAUGGGAAGCGAAUGAACUGAUUUGUUACAUACAAUCUGUCUCAGGCGCUCAGCGAUGACUCUGGUGCUGUCCAUGCAUAGAUUCUGCGAUCCCAUUGUCUCGGGGGGAGCUGCCGAGAUCGCAGAGUACCAGACCCUGUGGGAGUCGCACUGUGGCAGCAAGACUAGCCCCUCGGAUCCCAGCCAGGCUCAGCAGCAGGGAGACAGGGCACCAUGUCAUUCUCUGGCAGGAUCACAUUACAGGGGAAUUUCAAAUCCUAUAACAACAUCCAAGAUCACAUACUUUAAAAGGAAAUAUGUGGAAGAAGAGGAUUUUCAUCCACCACUCAGCAGCUGUACGCGUAAAACAGUUUCUGUUUUUGAGGAGCGGGCACACAUUCUUUACAUGUCUUUGGAAAAACUGAAAUUUAUUGAUGAUCCUGAAGUCUACCUACGGAGAUCCGUCCUCAUAAACAAUUUAAUGAAGAGAAUCCAUGGAGAAAUUGUCAUGCAAAACAACUGGUGCUUCUCUGCUUGCUCUUUUGGUGGUCCCUCAUCACAAGAGUGGUUUAUGGCUCAAGACUGUCCUUAUAGAAAACGUCUUCGGAUGGCAAAAGAGGAGUGUGAAAAGUUCCAUGCUUGCUGCUUUUAUCAAGAAUGUGGCAGUCACUAUUUAAAUUUACCCUUCUCUGUUAAUACUAAUGGGGAGAAUUCUUCUUCCUCUUCUUCCUCCUCCUCCUCUUCCUCCUCCUCCCCUAUAUCUUUGCCAAGUUGUUCCCACCAGGUGGAUUAUGGCAUCGGCAGUGCCCCUGUUUACAGGCGUGAUGACCAGAUUCUUGCUAACGAAAUAUUCAUUACUAAUGCCAAGUCUCAUGGUAAUCAGGAAAAGGCAAAAUUAAAUGAUGAGAAAGGAGAUAACGAAACUGAUCGAGAUGGUAUCACUCUAAACUGUGAACCUAUAAAAGGCGACCUUGCUCUUGAAUGUAAAGGCAAAUUUUAUGAUUAUUUUGAGACUGGAUGUAAUGACAAGAGCAACAUAAAUGAAUCUUGGAAAAAGUCCUUAAGGAAAAAGGAAUCUUUACCAAGUAAUAAAAUGUGCUGCAGCAAAGGAAGUAAAAUAUGAGCCAUCUUUUUUGCUGUAACUUUGAAGCAUGCACAGCAUGUUAUCUAUCAAAAUUUUAUUUUGAAUGGAUUUUUUAUAGUUUUGUACAACUGAUACAAUCAUGCCACAAACAUUGCAUAUAGUUUUAAAUGACUGGAGAGCAGAUUGCAUAAAGCAUCUGUAUGAUCUGCAUCAGUGAGCUAUUUAUAAAUAUGGAGACUUCAUAAAGAGCACAGUUGAAUUACUGCUUACAACUAUAGUUUAGAUUUUGUUACUGAAAAUACCAAUAAAACCAGAUGGGGAAAACAUUCCCUUUUAUAUAUGCCCUCCCACAUGGAGUCUGCCAUUAAUUAAGAGGAACCUCCAUUAUGUUUACCAAUUAAUUAGAUGUUUGGUAAACAAAUUGAUAUUACCAGCAAGGGUGCUCUGCUUCUUGUAACACAAUAUUUGUUGUGACAAAAGACUGGAUACUAUGGCCUGGGAUUAAACAGUUUCUACACUCACAUACUGACACUGUUAAAUUCACAUAUUUAACAGUUUUGUACAACUGACAAAGAUAGGAUGUAUUGUAAGGAAAUACCUUUUUAUGGGAUCUUAACCAGAAAUACCACAUACAGCUCAAUCACUUGCACAUUUUCAGCUCAGCUGUAAUAAUUAAUGAGGCUUAUGGUGGUUUGUUAUUAUAUAGGGCAGGUUUUUUGGUGCCUUACUUUUUAUCUUCAUUUUUGCCAGCGUGAAAAUUAAGUAGAAAAUCCGAGCUACAGCAGGGAUGUAUUAACCUAACCAGAAAAAAACAGGAUGGAUCAAUAUUAUUAGAAACCUGUAAUCUUUGAAAUACUGAGUUCAACUUCUUAUUCAAACAUCGUUAUUCUUCCUUUUUGAUGCUCUAUUGCUUUUUGAUUUGCUAUCCUUAGGAAGGGAUUUAAGAAACAAUAGAGAGACGUGUCUUGUAAACAAGCACUAGAUGCUUGAGCAUUUCUAUGGCAACUGUCUGUUGCUGAGGAUCUUUUUUUUUUUUAAUUCUUCCAUAUAAUGAAGUUCCUGAACCAAUGGCAUGCUUUAUCCCUUAUUCUGUUUAGCAUAAUUUCUCUCUUUUAGAUUGCAAAAGCACGUGGGGGUUUUAUAUGACUUUUGCUGUUGAUUUAAAACAAAACAAAAAGCACAAUGUUAAUAAAUAAUGUGGCGAUAAGAUUUUAUCUGAAAUAAAUGUUUUAAUUUUAAAAAAGAUUAUUUUGGAGAAACAGGGCUUGAAGUUUCAAUGAUUAAAGACAAAAUUUGGUCAUACUUAGGUACAUCAUUUUAAAAUGCACAUUUUUAAAACAUACGUAUUACAUUUUUCAGGGGGUGAUUAAAAAAAUGUUGGGUCUUGGAUCCACCUAAUUUUUUGGGUUCCACACCCACCUGGACAACUGUGGAUGUGCUGUGCAUACCAGCCAACUCCAAACCAUAGAUGACACCUUAUUGCUGCCUGUCCCUGCCUGAGACAUUGUGAAUCCAAACAAUAGCUCUUUCUCCUUGGUUCUUGCCUUAGGAACAAUUAGCUGUGCUCAUGCUAUCCAUUGUUUACUAAGGGUGAAAUUCACCCCUGUGAAUGGAAGCAGCCCAGUUCCAAAUUGGAUGUAAGUGGGAUUUAAGGAGUGCACAGACCUUGUGCUGGCCCUCUGCACAGGGAUACAUUUCACUCUAAGUGUAUAGUCCAGCACUCAUUUAAGUCACUGACAUACCUAUGGAGUUUAGUAGUGCAGAAUCAGGUUAUGAUUCACUGCUGCCUUGGGUUUCUCUUAGAAUGUAGGCCAUGGAGUCCAAAGAAUCUCUGUUAAUCCUCCCCUGCCGUUAUUUUUCUUUAUGGCAGGUAAUAUGUGUACCCCAUAGUCAAGAUUACAAAUUGGGCAUCUUUCAUCAACAUCUCCACUGGUCACUCUUGGAAGCUCGCCAACUGCUUUAGAUACGUAGUUAAAUAAAGUUACCUCAAUAUUUGCAGUAUUUCCUACAGGAAGGAUAUUGAAUGCCUAGGGAAUUUUUCAAAAAACUGAGAUAACCAUUAUUUAGUGAUCUAAGACAAAACUGGCGUGUUUGUAAGGGUUAUCACUGUAACAGGACUCGAACAACAAAUAGAGAAAAUAUGGAUUAUGCCUGAUUUCUCCAAGACAGAAGCUUUUUUAUUAUUAAUAAUAAUAUAAAAUAUAGAUCUCAUUCAUACAGUGUAUGAGUAGGAUCAUCAUUUAGACAUUUGUCCAUAAGGACCAAUGAUUUAAAAGCUGAUUUUCUUGUAGUAUAACCAGUUAGUCCAGUAAUAUCUGCUCUUUUUUCAGUAUUUGAUAAACAUUUGAUGUUUUAAGCGUAGAUAUUAGAUCCUUGUAUACUAAUGCGUUGUUGUAGUAAAGUGAGGUUUCCUUGGUAUAUAUUUAUUAAAAUGACCAAAAUUCAUUUUGAUUUUACAUCUUUAAUGGCUGUUGGAGUCUUCCCCUAAUCCCGCCCCAAGGAAAUAUCAUUUAAUCAUAUUGGUCCAAUGUUGAAAAGGUUUAAAUUACAAUCAGUUCUUUUACCACAGAUGCAGACCAAUACAGAAGUCUAAGCUGUCAAUUUUUAGAACACUUUGGAACAGAAUUUUAAGAUAUGCUGACAAAUGUAAAAGAUUUGUUUGGGGCAUAGGGCUGACAUCUGGGAUUGUACAGAUAUAGCUACGGACAGAAUUGGGCCAAACUUUGCAAACUACAGAAUUAUCUUAGGGCCCAGACAUACAGAGUGGGGAACACUUGUGAGGUGCUGAACGCCAUCAAGUCCCCUUGUGUUCAGCACUCUGGACAGUCAGGCCCAUUUGAGAAAACUGCAUCCAAUGUAUGAAGCCAUAAUGCCGUGGUAUUAGUUUAUGAAUCUUGUUUACAUUCUGUUGAAAUGUGGAAUUAUCUGAAACAAUUCUAUAAUUAUCUCUGUAUAUAUAAUGUAUUUCUAAGCCACCUACCACCUUGGUAUGUCUAAAUGUUGGACAAAAUUAAGACAUAUCAGAAUUUAUACAAAGAUGGUGUUAUUUUAUCCGUUCUCUGAGAACAGCAAUGUGAAUUUAAGUGUUCCUUUAUGUCUUUCCCCUUCUUUAUAAACGAUAACAAGUGCUGAAAGUAAAUAUGUAGAACUCAA
Molecule: messenger RNA, 4645 nt
Organism: Malaclemys terrapin pileata
Lineage: Eukaryota; Metazoa; Chordata; Testudines; Emydidae
Gene: SERTAD4
Product: SERTA domain containing 4
Exons: 4
Coding region: 485-1531 (348 amino acids)
Cellular component (GO): nucleus
Source: RefSeq, a predicted model, not a curated record